AUUGAAUUGACAUUCUGCAACGUGCUUCAGAACUGUUUUGUAAACUUGCUGGAAAUAGUCUGAUAUGUUCAAUAUUUCGUAUUAAAUAAGUGAACAAAGUACCCCAAAAUGGCAUCUAUGAGAAUCAGACAACCUACGACCCGGCGGGGUAGAAAAGCCUUGCAGGAACGUGAACCGAAGACCAUCGAAAACCUAAAGAAAACACUCAUCAUGGAAGGUCGAAAGUGUUCGAAUGAAAUUCGACAAGCUCUGAAGGAUUUGAAUAUGCUGAAGAAACCGCACGCUUGUCUGAUGAGAAGGAACAACGAUGUGACCCCGUUCGAUGACGCUACGCCGCUGGAAUAUUUGGCAAAGAAAAACGAUUGCCAUCUGUUUUUGUUCGGUUCAUCUUCAAAGAAAAGACCCAAUAAUUUAAUUAUGGGUCGAAUCUAUGACGAACAGGUACUCGACAUGAUAGAGCUUGGCAUCGACAAUUACAAGGCCCUGGUUGAGUUUAAAACGGAGAAAAUUUCCCAAUACACCAAACCGGUGAUCGUUUUUAACGGCUACAAAUGGAAGCUCACGGAGGAGCUUAGGCGAAUCAAGAGUCUUUUGUUGGACAUGUUCCGUAUUGAUCAAGUUGAUACCAUUCGUCUGCAGGGGUUGGAGCAUGUACUGAGUUUCACGCUUACAGAUGACUUGACGAUAUUGGUUCGUUCCUAUCGUAUUCAGUUGAAAAAGAGUGGUCAACGUACACCCAGAAUUGAGUUGCUUGAAAUGGGUCCGUCACUAGAUCUGUCGAUACGGCGCACUAAGAUAGCUUCUGAUGAUCUGUACAAGGUUGCCAUGAAGCAACCGGCAAUCUUGAAGGCGGCCAGAAGGAAGAACGUUUCCCGCGACGAGCUUGGUAAUGUCCACGGAAGGGUCCACGUCGGCAAGCAGGACAUUAAUAGCCUCCAAACGCGCAAGAUGAAGGGUCUCCGCAAAACGGCCGAAGAGAAGCGAGCAGAGAAGCAGAAGAGGAAUGUCCGUGGCUCCGAAAAUGGUGAUGCUUCGAUGCAGGAAGAUGAUGGUGAUUCGCACGAUGAUACACAAGAAGGUAUGGAUGUGGAUGAUGGUGAAGACGAAUAAAAUAAACGGAAGUGUAUUGAAGGUAA
Messenger RNA from Anopheles coustani, 1136 nucleotides. RefSeq names its product ribosome production factor 2 homolog (gene Non3). Gene Ontology annotation, cellular component: nucleolus. Lineage: Eukaryota; Metazoa; Arthropoda; Insecta; Diptera; Culicidae. Gene Ontology annotation, molecular function: rRNA binding. Bases 109 to 1110 code for a protein of 333 amino acids. The record is from RefSeq and is a predicted model, not a curated record. Gene Ontology annotation, biological process: maturation of LSU-rRNA from tricistronic rRNA transcript (SSU-rRNA, 5.8S rRNA, LSU-rRNA); ribosomal large subunit assembly. The transcript has 3 exons.